AUGUCCAGCAACACCAUAAGCGCAGCCCCUGCAGCCGCGAACCUGGCCACCGUCGAAGGCUCGGGACACAUCGUUCCCCAAGAUGCCCCCGAUGACAACGCGUCGGAGCUUAGGGAGAGCAUCGCUUCAUCAAGCACGAGUAUCGCCUCCUCCAUUCUUGAUUAUCGAAUCGAAAAUGGUCGAACGUACCACAAGUACAAAGACGGCCACUGGGUGAGUCCCUCUGUUCAACUGGCCUCAACUAAGCUGAUAAGCAAGCCAUAUUUGCAACACAACCUUUUCCUUCUGACCUUGGAUAACAAGCUGGGUCUCGCACCUCCGAACGCCCCCGACUCAAAGGUGAAGAGGGUCCUUGAUGUCGGCACUGGCACUGGAAUCUGGGCAGUUGACUUUGGGGAGGAACACCCUGAAGCUGAAGUCCUCGGCAUUGAUCUCUCUCCGUCUAUGCCACAGUUCAUCCCUCCUAAUGUCAAGUUCGAGAUUGAUGACCUAGAAGAGCCUUGGGUCUACUCGAAGCCGUUCGAUUAUAUCCACACAAGGGCGAUGAACUCCUCAAUCAUUGAUUGGAAAGUCUACAUCAAAAAGUGCUUUGACAACCUCAAAUCGGGAGGUUUUCUAGAGCUGCAGGAGUACGACGUGUUCGUCAAGUCCGACGAUGGUACCUUGAAGCCGGAACAUGCUGUCUCCAGAUGUGUCGACCUGAUAUACGAUGCAUCCAUCAAGUUUGGAAGGCCCUACCAGCACAUCGAACCGCUUGCAGAGAUGAUGAGAGAGGUCGGAUUCGUUGAUGUUGCAAUCCAGAGCGACAAAUGGCCCUUGAACGCAUGGGCUAGGGACUCUAAGUAUAAGGAAUUGGGCAUGUGGAACCACGAGAAUAUGUCCUCUGGUGUUGAGGGCUUCACCAUGGCCGCUUUUACUCGCAUACACAACUGGACGAAGGAAGAAGUGCAGGCCUUCCUGAUUGAUGUCCGGAAGGACCUGAAAGACAGUUACAAUAUUCACGGAAGAAAGCCAGAGGCAUAA
This is a messenger RNA of Colletotrichum lupini, 1023 nucleotides long. RefSeq lists its product as uncharacterized. NCBI's taxonomy places the organism in Eukaryota, Fungi, Ascomycota, Sordariomycetes, Glomerellales, Glomerellaceae. Bases 1 to 1023 code for a protein of 340 amino acids. The transcript has 8 exons. Gene Ontology annotation, molecular function: methyltransferase activity. The record is from RefSeq and is a predicted model, not a curated record.